AUGAAAAAUGGUGGGUUUAAUUCCCAGAGAUCGAAAGAUUUUGGAUAUGAGGGGGUAGAGGGAACAAGACAGAAUACGAAAGGGAGACAGAGAAGUCGAAGGAAUGACAAAAAGAAAGACAAUGUCUUAGAGAAGAAGAAUAAUACAACACAAAAUAUUAGCAAGAAAGAUGAGAACAAAGAGGAUGCAUCAGGUUGUAAAGAUGGUUGUGUGUAUGUAAGGGCCAAGAGGGGUCAAGCCAUAGACAGUCAUAGUCUUGCUGAAAGGGUAAGAAGACAAAAAAUUAGUGAAAAGAUGAAGCUCUUGCAAUCCAUUGUUCCUGGUUGUGACAAGAUAGCAGGAAAAAUCCCAACACUAGACAACAUAAUAGAGUAUAUUCACACAUUACAGGAUCAAGUCAAGUCCCUAAUGACAGAGAUUGCUUUGGUUGAUCCCACAUUUGAUGUCAAUUAUCUUGCCUUAGAAUCGAUUGUGACACAUCUAGAGAAUUCGUAUGCUACGACUGAUGGUUCAGAAUGCACAAGGUUAGCAACUCAAUAUCAGUCCAUCCCUUUGUAUGGAAGCAGUGCUCAGGCGGUAUCUGCACUUCCCUCACCUUGGCUUGCUCUUUUAGAAGACCGGGAAUAUACAAUUUAA
This is a messenger RNA of Chenopodium quinoa (quinoa), 636 nucleotides long. Its product is annotated as transcription factor bHLH76-like. Gene Ontology annotation, molecular function: DNA-binding transcription factor activity; protein dimerization activity. The transcript has 6 exons. Gene Ontology annotation, cellular component: nucleus. Gene Ontology annotation, biological process: regulation of DNA-templated transcription. NCBI's taxonomy places the organism in Eukaryota, Viridiplantae, Streptophyta, Magnoliopsida, Caryophyllales, Amaranthaceae. The record is from RefSeq and is a predicted model, not a curated record. Bases 1 to 636 code for a protein of 211 amino acids.